ACAAAUCCCAGCCAUUCUCAUAACUACACCUGGCUCUACCUCCAAGUAAUCUGCUCUGAGCUCCAGGAACUGAGGCAGUCCAGAAACUUCCAACAGGCACAAGAGGCACAAUGGUCCCUGUCCUGUUGUCCCUCCUGUUCCUUCUAAGCCCUGCUGUCCCACAGGAGACCCAGGAUGAACAUUAUUCUCUGAGUUUUCUCUACACUGGGUUGUCCAAACCCAGUGUGGGUUUCCCCAGCUUUCAGGCAAUUGCCUACCUCAACGACCAGGCCUUCUUCCGCUAUGACAGCAACAGCAGGAAGGCUGAGCCCCUGGAACCAUGGAGCCAGCUGGAAGGAAUGGAGGACUGGGAGAAGGAGAGCCAACUUCAGAAGGCCAGGGAGGACAUCUUCAUGGAGACCCUGAAGGACAUCAUGGACUAUUACAAGGAUGGAAAAGGGUCUCACACCUUCCAGGGAGUGUUUGGUUGUGAGCUCUGGAGCAACCAAAGCAGCGGAGCCUUCUGGAGUUACGCCUACGACGGACAGGACUUCAUCAAGUUUAACAAGGAAAUCCCAGCUUGGGUCCCCUUGGACCCAGCAGCUGUGAAUGUCAAGCAGAAGUGGGAGGCAGAAGCGGUCUAUGUGCAGCGGGCCAAGGCCUACCUGGAAGAGGAGUGUCCCGGGAUGCUGCAGAGAUACCUGCAACACGGUCAGAAGUAUCUGGACCAGAAAGAUCCUCCCUCAGUGGCCCUCAGCAGUCACGCGGCCCCAGGAAGUACGAGGACCCUCAAGUGCCUGGCUUAUGACUUCUACCCACGAGGCAUUCGUCUGCACUGGAGUCAGGAUGGUGUCACGCAGGAGACCAAGUCAGGGCAAGUGGUUCUUCCCAGUGGAAAUGGCACUUACCAGGCCUGGCUGGUGUUGGAAGUCCCCCCUCAGGUCAAAGCCCUCCACGCCUGCCACGUGGAGCACAUCACCCUGGACCAGCCUCUUGUUGCUGUGCUGUGGGACAAGAGUCAGGGGGCAAAGGCUGCAGAGGAUGUGGGGACCCAGCCCCAGUAGCCACCCUUCCUGCAGGCCAGGAGUGCGAUGAACUCUGGAAAUCUCCGCCAGUGUCACUGGGGAGGCCCAGGAGGCAGUGCGAAGGGGCAGGGCGAAGGGGCAGGGCGGGUCUAGAGAAAGAAGACUCGGGACUGCUGGAGACGAAACUGACUCAUUGCCAAAUUGCCUUGUAACACUUGUUAUCUAAUCUGUAAAAUCAACAACAAUUACCUCUUCUAGUGCACAAUACAGAAAACAUUUUCAAACUAAGAAAUGCUAUAGAAAUGUGAGAUUUUUAUCAUUUGUCCCAUCCUCCCACCCCUGCCCCACAGCAUUUGAUCCCUCAGCUUGGCAUCUACUUCAAGCAAGCA
Molecule: messenger RNA, 1393 nt
Organism: Talpa occidentalis (Iberian mole)
Lineage: Eukaryota; Metazoa; Chordata; Mammalia; Eulipotyphla; Talpidae
Gene: AZGP1
Product: alpha-2-glycoprotein 1, zinc-binding
Exons: 4
Coding region: 111-1043 (310 amino acids)
Biological process (GO): immune response
Cellular component (GO): external side of plasma membrane
Source: RefSeq, a predicted model, not a curated record